UGAUGUUUGUUGUGAUCUACCGUCGUAGAGAUGUGUAUCAACAUAAUCACGAUAAAAAUAACAAAAGCUUGAUGAUCAUUGCAACAACGAAAGAAACACAACGACCAUGAUGCCAACACCAACCAUAUCAUUGGCGGCCACUACACAUUCGGUGAGCAAUAACAAUAACACGGCCACCACCAACGCGAACAACAAAAACAACAACAACGAAAAAAUCAAUCAAGUUAUAACGCCAAAUAAUCAUCUUGAUUCGAUUAUAAUAUCAACUUCAAACGAUAAUACUAAUGGAUUUUGUUAUCCAAAAUCAGUAAUGGCCAAAUCAUCGAUUGUAUCGAAUAUUGAUCCAACAAAUAGUGACCAAAUUUCAAAUAAUGAUCAUCAAUCUCGUUUACGACGACAUAUGACCGAAGAAAUGAAUGAAGAUUCCAUCUAUAAUGUAUAUCUAAAAAAGAUAACCUAUACUUGCAAUAAUAUUUUAAAUAAACAACAAAAAUUACAAAGUGAUAAUUUCAUCACUCGUUGUGAUCAGGUUGAUUAUUCGUCAUCAAAAAAUUUAAAAAAAAAUGGCAAUAACAAAAUGAAUCAUAAUCAACAACAAGACGAUCAACAGAGCUUACAAUGGGAAACAAGACAAUUACGACAGAUCAAAGCUGCCACUAUGGAACAUUUAGUUCAAUUCAUUUUACUACAAACUGAAUAUCAACAGCAACAGCAUAAUAAUUAUAAUGAAUCAAAAUCUAGUCAACAGCAUCAUAAUGAUCAUAGCGAUAGUGAUGAAGAAUCUCAACUAGAAUCAAGUGAUUUGAUGGAAGAAAGAAACAAUGUUGCCCAUGUAAUGCAUGUUUUGUUCGCAACUUAUCGACAAUUUUACUAUCCAUGGCAAUUGUUCACCGAAAUUAUCCGACAAAAGCCGUUUGUCAGUACCAAACAAUUCAACUUCAUCCUAUUCUAUUGGUUAAAUAAUUAUCCAGAAGAUUUUUGGACACCAUGUCAACCAUCAAUGGCAAAUUCAAAUACGAAUUACAUCGAUGAUCAAGCCAGUAGCCAUAACAAUAAUGGUAGCCCUGAAAAUGGUAAUCAAUUACUUGACGAUCAAUCAUCAUUGUGUAGUGAAUACGCAUCUUCUUCUUCAUUGUCAUCGAAUCAUGCUAGCUACACGACACCAAGUUUAUCAUUGUCAUCCACAUCGAACAAUGUAUCUAACAAUUCAUCAUUAUCAUCAACAUCAAUAUCAUCAUCUAGAUUCUCGCCAUUAACCUUGGCUGAUCAAUUGAUUUCUCUAAGGCAUAUCGAUGAAGAAGUAAAAAAACAUUGCCUUCAUUUGCUUGAUAUGAAAAAAGAGAAUACAACCAAUUCAUCAACACUCAACUCUCAUUCCUCUAUACAUAAAUCGGUAAAUAAAUCCUCAUCUAUUAUUGAAUUGGAUCCCAAAUUCGUAGCACAGCAAUUGACCGCCAUCGAUCUGGAAAAUUUCCUAGCAUUAAAACCAUAUACAUUAUUAUCGAAUGUAAGAUCUAAAACAAGAAUCGAAACAAUGAUUCGUAAUUUCAACCUAUUAUCUCGACAUGUGAUUAUCACCAUUUUACAACAUUCAACACCCCACCAAGUUACAAUACAUUGGAUAGAGAUAGCACAUCAUUUAAGAAAGAUGAGAAAUUUUAAUUCAUUAAAAGCCAUCAUAGCCGGUUUGACUAAUGAAUCCAUAUAUCGAUUGAAAACCACUGUCUGGAAUAAAUUACCUCGAAAUUCAAUAACAACUUUUCAAAAUAUGUCUUCAAUUGUCGAUGAUGUUAAUAAUCAAACUAUGUUGCGUCACACACAAUUAUUCAUUGAGGGCACAUCUAAAGUCAGUCUGGAAGAUUCAUUCGGUACAGUGCCAUAUCUGGGAACGUUUUUGACCGAUAUAACCAUGAUCAACACACGCUAUGAAAAUUAUAUUAAAACUGAAAAGGGCAAAAAAUUGAUCAAUUUUGAAAAAUGUGCAAAACAAUAUGAAAUUUUGAUGCAAAUGCAAUUGUUACAAAAAAAUGCAAUCGCCGGUUUACAACAACAGCAACAACAAAAUUAUCAACAUCAAAUCUAUAGUCUAAAUCAUUAUCUAUCAUUACGAUCCCAAUCGGUGCCAUCCAUACCUCGUGUGGCAAGGAUUUUUCGAAAUUGGUUCCAACUCAACGAAUCCGAUCUACCCAGUGAUCGUGAAUGCUAUCAAAUAUCCUUAGGAAUUGAAAGCCCGUCAACAAAGAAUGGCAAAAAAUGAUCAUCAUCAUCA
This is a messenger RNA of Dermatophagoides pteronyssinus (European house dust mite), 2269 nucleotides long. RefSeq lists its product as uncharacterized. Gene Ontology annotation, biological process: Ras protein signal transduction. Gene Ontology annotation, cellular component: plasma membrane. Lineage: Eukaryota; Metazoa; Arthropoda; Arachnida; Sarcoptiformes; Pyroglyphidae. The record is from RefSeq and is a predicted model, not a curated record. Gene Ontology annotation, molecular function: guanyl-nucleotide exchange factor activity.